CUCAAAAGAAAACCCCCCACCUGCUUUUCUCCCCCCGGAUUUUCCAGGAAAAGCUACAAAAAGUACGCCCCACACCGCCCCGUAAUUCUCUCUCUCUCUCUCUCUCUCUCUCUCUGAGCUCUGUGUGUAUAUAUAUGUAUACGUAUAUGUAGGAACCACAUAUAAUCGCUGUGCGCAGUACGUAUAGAUUAGAAUAGAAUUAAAGGGAACGUAGGGUAGAGUGUGGCUUUUAUAGUGAAAUGGCGGGUUCAAGUUCGAGCUGGACGGCGAGGCAGAACAAGCUGUUUGAGAAUGCGCUGGCGAUGUACGACGAGGGGAAGCCGGAGCGGUGGCAGAAGGUGGCGAGGGCCGUCGGGGGGAAGACGGUGGAGGAGGUGAAGAGGCACUAUCAGAUGCUUGUGGAGGACAUCAAGCAGAUUGAGUCUGGACAAAUUCCCUUGCCCAAUUACAACCCACCAGCCACCACCACCAACAAGCCCUUUAAUAACUUCAUGGAGGAAGAACAGAGGCUGAGGUAUCUGAAGCUACAAGGAAAUUAAUUAAGACGAGGAUAUGGGCACAAGGGUCCAUUACAAUUCGACUUGAAACAGCAAAUCGAGAGGCCAAAAGAACAAGAAUAUGGGAUAUAUCCUGUGAUAUUAAGCUUUUCUUUUUUCUUGUUUAGUUCCGUUUUGAAUGCAAUGUAUUUGCUCGUUUGGUACAUGUAACCAAACUAAGAUAUAAGUCACUAACUACGUCUGCAUAUUGUGACUUAUUACUGUUUUCUAUGUAAGUUUUUUUUUUUUUUUUUU
Diospyros lotus (date-plum) is the source of this 791-nucleotide messenger RNA. Its product is annotated as protein RADIALIS-like 4. The transcript has 2 exons. The record is from RefSeq and is a predicted model, not a curated record. The coding region runs from base 240 to 539 and encodes 99 amino acids. NCBI's taxonomy places the organism in Eukaryota, Viridiplantae, Streptophyta, Magnoliopsida, Ericales, Ebenaceae. Gene Ontology annotation, molecular function: DNA-binding transcription factor activity.